Dreissena polymorpha is the source of this 1694-nucleotide messenger RNA. RefSeq lists its product as uncharacterized. Gene Ontology annotation, cellular component: mitochondrial outer membrane. The record is from RefSeq and is a predicted model, not a curated record. NCBI's taxonomy places the organism in Eukaryota, Metazoa, Mollusca, Bivalvia, Myida, Dreissenidae. The transcript has 8 exons. The coding region runs from base 187 to 1326 and encodes 379 amino acids. Gene Ontology annotation, biological process: mitochondrial protein catabolic process; mitophagy by internal vacuole formation.
GCAUUUACACGAAACACAGAAAUACCAAUAAAGGAUAACUAUUAUAGGCAGUUGUUAUCUUAAAGCACUUAUUGAUAACGCGUUAGCUUAUUGUUUAUUUUAUACUUUUACACGUAGAUAUUAGAUCGUCCUGGAAAAUCGACUGGAUAUUUGAUUAAGACGAAUUUUGAUAUAAUAAGUCAGAAAAUGGCAGACCAGGUCCCAGGACGACGAAGACAGCUAAGUCACGACGUGGCGGUUUCAGAAGAGGCGAUGAACGAGGCCAAAAAGGCACAAGAACACCUUAACAGCUUCUUCAAGAAAGUGUCUGAGCAAGGGAUUAUACCUGUGACUGGAUUUGAGCAAGAAGAAAAAAUAAACAAGAAGUUAAUUGAACAGCUCAAACAGGACAUCGGUAAGUUUGAAAAGGGAUGGAAUGAAGCAGAAAUACAACUUCAGGAAAAAAACAAAGCAUUUGUAGAUCUAUUGGAGAUAAGAAAUUACCAUCUUCAACAUAUUUCUACACUGGAAAAUGCUGUAAAGAAGUUUCAACAAGACAUUGAGGAUAGAGAUAGAACUAUAAUAUCACUGGGAAAUGAUUUGCAGAGCCUCUCCAAAGAACAUUACGAUUUGAAAAGCAGAUUUAGCAAAGUAGCAGACCACAUGCUUCCUGAUCAAAACCCAGAUAUCGCUGAUCUUAGUGAUCCUAACAGAGCCAUGAAGUUGUCUGACAAGUUUGGGGCUUUGUAUGAUGAUGCAUGGACAGAUGCGUUUGAAGACCUUACCGACAAACAGAAACAGAAACCAAAUGAGGCCAUACAAUUUCUUUUGGAAAGCUUGAAGGAAUGUUGGGGUAUGUGUAAGAAAGAGGCUGAAAAAUGGAUGAACUCUCUGCAGAGUGUAUUUCUUCAUCCUGUACAGGACAUAGACGCCAUCAGUAAAAUGCAAGGAGGAAAACCAGCUGUGCGGCUUGGGUCAAAAGACCAGCGUGUCAUCAGAGAUGCAUGUCGAAAGAUUGCACCAACGGUUGGGGUAGUGGUGAAUCAGUGUUUCAUAAUGAAAAUGAAGAAAAAACAGAAGUUGAGUGAUGAUUGCUUGAAAUACCUCGAAGGAUGUGUUGAUGUUUGUUGGCUAAUGGCGUUAGCUGAACCUCCCCUCUAUAUAGAUUUCAAUAUUAAAAAAGGCGACAAAUUUGACCCAAAUCGACAUACUGCAUACUCCGAAUCGGGAGAAACAGUGGAGUUUCUGGUCUGGCCACCACUGUACAACGCUGAAGAAGGGGGCGGGAUGCUUUCUAAGGGAACUGUUUCAACUGAGAGAAAAGUAGGAAGGCCUCCUAAAAAAUAAUUGUUAUAUAGCUUUAUUUGAUCACUGGUAUAUGCAUUGUUUGUAAAAAUAAACAUGAUCCAGUUUAUUGAUUUGUUCAGAAUCAUGUUUGUAUUUGAAGGUAUAUGAACUAUAGUUAAAUAUAUUUAUCUUUCCCGAAAUGUAAAAGGACUUAAGUUUUGUACUUGUAUGACUGUGGAAACCUUUUUUGAGAAUGUAACUUCAUCAAUUAUCAGGAAAGCAUCACUGACGUGCAGCUUCCUUUAAUAUAACAUCAUUUAUUUAUUUACCAAGCUUUUGUACUAAUAAGCUUUUCAGUAUUGAUUGUAAUGUUGGUACAUGUAUGUUUUAUCCUUGAUGUUUAAAGCAACACAAAAUAAGUGAAUUUA